AUGUUCGACGAGAACAGUAAUACCGCCGGCGCUGGAGCUGUGGUGGCGCAGUCGGGUGCACUAGCUCCCGGUAGCAUUCCCGGAAAUGUCUCAGCUCCAAAUUCGGCUAUCGUCACACAAUUGCUCAACGUCAAGGAUAGCCGUUGGCUUCAGGUUGAAGUCUGUCGCGAAUUUCAACGUGGACAAUGCGCCAGAAGCGAUUUGGAGUGCAAAUUCGCUCAUCCGCCUCCACACGUCGAUGUUCAACAAGGACGUGUCACAGCAUGUUAUGAUAGCAUAAAGGGUCGAUGUACCAGGGAGAAUCCAAAAUGCAAAUAUUUGCAUCCACCACAACACAUAAAGGAUCAGCUGCUCAUCAAUGGAAGGAACAAUUUGGCAUUGAAGAAUCUGAUAUCAGCGCAGUUGAAUCAGACAGCCACCGGACAACCGAUUGCAGUUAAUCCGAUUGCGCAAAUCAUGCAGCAACAAACAGGGCGUGGCGCCGCGAAUAUAUGGCCACACUACCAUAUCCCUAUUAUCAGGGCCGGUGUCCCUUGCAAACGCCCUGCCGUUGACAAGAACGGAGCUGUUGUGUACAGUGCCAAUCCACAACCAGCUCAGCAGUUCAAUCCCUACGUUCUACCGGGUCUUCAGGGCUAUGUACCCGCCGUGUCAUUCAGCGGGCCAUUGCCACCUCGUUACUAG
This is a messenger RNA of Ostertagia ostertagi, 684 nucleotides long. NCBI's taxonomy places the organism in Eukaryota, Metazoa, Nematoda, Chromadorea, Rhabditida, Trichostrongylidae. The record is from the annotation of a GenBank genome assembly.